Messenger RNA from Ornithodoros turicata, 4773 nucleotides. RefSeq names its product YLP motif-containing protein 1-like. NCBI's taxonomy places the organism in Eukaryota, Metazoa, Arthropoda, Arachnida, Ixodida, Argasidae. The coding region runs from base 157 to 4668 and encodes 1503 amino acids. Gene Ontology annotation, biological process: regulation of telomere maintenance. Gene Ontology annotation, cellular component: nucleus. The record is from RefSeq and is a predicted model, not a curated record. The transcript is spliced from 24 exons.
GCUCGCGUUGGCAACAAUGUUCCCAAGAAGCCGCCAUCUCGUGUUGUAUCGAAAAUGUGGAGGGUCGCUUUUGUACAAUGUUCUAAUGUAAGGGGCGAUGUAUUGAAAACUUUACUUCUCCCGUAAUCCUGAUAGUAUUGUGUAUAGAUAUCAGAUAUGUGGCAACAGUGGAGCGCAACACAGCCAGUAAUUCCAACAGCAGGACAAACUUAUGUGCCAAGCUUGGGCGUCGUAGGGACAUUAGGAUGGCCGGCGACGCAGGCUUACGCCUGGCCGCAGACGUGGACUUCUUCCCCAACAACAGGUGCAGCGACUGCACCGGCAAAUUCUGCCACAGGGACAUCGGAAAGUGUGGCCACAACGGCCACGACUCAAUCCAACACAGACACUACCCCAGUAAUUUCUCAAAGCACAGGAAGCAGCGCACCUCCAGCAACGGCUGCAAAUGGCACAAACCCUGCCAGUGAUGUAACGCAGGCCACUGCCACCGGGGAUCAACUGCAGCAACUCAAGACUCAAGCGCAAGCUUGGCAACAGGUGCAUGCUCAGGCAUGGUCAGCAUAUGCUCAACAAUGGGCUGCCCAAGGCUGGCCAACUGGCUACGAGGCCUAUGCUGCCCAGAUGACAACUGCAGCAGCACAGCCCUUGUCAGCUCCAAUGAUGCUUGGAACGACGGCUGCUCCUACCAUGGACGCAGACGACGUUGAUUUUGAUAAGCAGUUCAAAGAAUGGGAGGCAAGCUUUGAGACCUGGCUGUCUCAGAAUCGGAACCACCCCGACCAAGAAGCCUUCGCGCGCUACGAGAAGCAGUGGAAGGAAUGGCGUCAACAACUCCUGGAGCGGAAGCAGCAGAUGAGGCAGCAACGAGCCAUGGCAGCUGCCGCCGCUCACGUCUCAGCAGCCAUGCCAACAAUGCAAGUUUCUCAACCACAGUCACUUCAUUCUACCACCAUGACAUCCAUGCAGUCCCCUGCUCAAGGCAUGAAUCCUGCACCGACCAUGACAUCAAUGCCUCACAUGAACCAAGGUCAGAUGCCGCACAUGAGUCAGGGCCAAAUGCCACCACCCAUCAUGGGUCAGAGUCAGAUGCCGCCCAUGGGCCAGAACCAGAUGUCACUCAUGAAUCAAAACCAGAUGCAGCACAUGGGACAGAACCAGAUGCAAGCUAUGGGCCAAAACCAGAUGCCGCCCACUCACAUGCCCGGCCAGCCUUACGGCCAGCCACACAACAUGCAGCAGCCCAUGCACAGUAUGGGUCAGCCCCAGAGUCACCCACCCCAUUCCGACGCUCAGAACCAGCGUCUCCAGUCUCAGCAGCAUCCUCAGCAAUUUUCGGAACAACAACACCCGCCUCCUCAUUUUCAUGCACCUCCCCCGCAGAGGGGGCGCGGACAAACGGAAGUGAACCGCUGGUUGCCCAGGGGACCCAGGAGGGGCGGCAUGGGACGAGGAGGCCCCCCCCAGCACGAUAACUUCCAACACACCCAGGAGGAGCCUCUGCAGAAUGACAACACAUCGGAGCAGUAUGGUGAACACACAGAUGAGGCUGGUCCUCAUGAUAUGUACAGUGGACCCCCGGGACGUGGAAGAGGACCAUGGAGAGGACGUCCCCCUUUCCGAGGGCGGCCCCCGUAUCGGGGCGGACCUCCGCGCCAGUUUCCUCCUCCACCGCAUCACGAGGAGAAUUACGAUGAAUCGUACGGAGAGGAAGACUGGGAAGAACCAACAGAGCAUUGGGGAGCAGAAGGAGGAGGAAUGCGAGGUGACCCUCGUGGUGGACAUCGUGGGGGUUUCAGGGGCGACCCUCGUGGAGGGUUCAGGGGUGAGCCUCGUGGUGGAUUCAGGGGAGAGCCUCGUGGUGGAUUUAGGGGCGAACCUCGUGGUGGAUUCAGAGGCGAGCCUCGCGGCGGGUUCAGGGGCGAACCUCGGGGUGGAUUCAGGGGCGAACCUCGGGGUGGAUUCAGGGGUGAACUUCGUGGUGGAUUCAGGGGUGAGCCUCGCGGUGGAUUCAUGGGCGAGCCUCGUGGUGGGUUCAUGGGUGAACGAGGGGGCUUUCGCGGUGCUCCUCGUGGUGAGUUUCGAGGAGGGCCUCGUGGCGGCCCUCCAUUCCGCGGCGGGAGGUGGCCCCCACCUGGUUCCUGGGGCCCUCCGAGGGAAGACCACCCUCACUGGGGUGGUGAGCAGGACGACGACUGGGGCGGCCCCCCUGAGAAGCGGUGGAGGGGACCAGAGGCUGGUCCUCCCCCCAUGAUGCACGACGAAGAGUGGGAUGCUGAGAGGGCAAACAUGGAAGCAGAGGCGGAGGCGGAGUGGGCCCUUGAAGAAAAGGAGGCCGAGCAAAAGUGGAACUCCGGCGGGGCCACUUUUGAGUCCUCGAAGGAACCGACCGAAGCGGAACAGCAAGGGACAGAAGAGGACCAGGACAACGUUCCUCCAGAGAAGGAACCCGAGUUGUCUCCCGUGAAAAGAUUGGAGCCACCUCCUGGUGGGAACUUGGAAGAGAAAAGUGGUCCCCCUCCACCACCUCAUGCUCUCAUCAAAAAAGGACCUGAGACUGCUCCACCUUCUCAGACGAAGGAAGAAACAGCAGCGCCUAAGGCAUGCUCACCUGUGAAGAAGGAAAGUGUUCCUGAGAGAACUCCCACACCCACUUCACACCCACCGGUUGAAGAUGGCAUAGCAAAGAAACUCAUGAGCUUAGCUAGUGAAGGAAUGCCAAAGCCUAGUACGGACGAAGGCGAGCAUCCGGAGCGAGGCCCAUUCGAAGGUCAUGGCCGCGGAGAACCCAGGUUCGGGCCUCCAGGUCGGGGGAUGCCUCCACCUCCACGAGGUAUGCGAGGUAGGGGGCGAGGAGGUGGCUUUCCGGAUCCAUACGCGGAAGGAAAUUGGCCGGAGCGCGACGACAGGCGGCGCCCUCCACCGUGGGAUGAUUUUGCAGACGACGACUAUCCCGGAUGGGACGAAGACCCGUGGAGGGGACGUCCCAGAGAACCGCCGUUUCCUAGAAGGGACGACCGAGACUUUCCUCCGCCUCGUGUUCCCUACGAGCGUGACUACGAUGAAUGGGACGGCUAUGGUCCGGGACGACCAUGGGGCCCUCCCAUGCGAGGUGGACCUCCCGGCAGAUUCCCACGGGACCCAUGGGGUGGCCCCGAAGAGAGAGGUCCACCUCCACGUUGGCCUCCCCCACCGGGAGCACGAAUGCCACCUCGGCCCCCCGAUGGCAUGACCUCGCCGCCUCCGCCGUUUGUUGGAGAACGGGCACAGGACGAAAGCAAGUGGGAGAAAGAGCGCGAAGUCAUUGACUACGGUCAUAGGCACGCCUCUGGUGGUGCGCAGGAGACACCUGGAGUUAAAUUCGAGGCCUUCGACUAUGGACAUGGGAAGCAAGAAGAUAAGCCAGAGCCUAAAGUCCUGGACUACGGCCAUGGCGGAGACUCAGACAGCCGUCCACAAGGCAAGACAGGAGCUCCUGCCUCCGUAAAGGACUAUGGACACGGAGGGCAGGAGAGGGACAGGGACAGGGAAUUGCACCCCUGGAGGGGCACCCCUCCGCACAGAGGCGACCACCCCGACAGAAACCAUUCCUCAGACUCUAGAAGAGACAGGGAAAGAGAGAGGUACCCAGAGAAGGGCAAAAGCAAAUCAAAUGACAGGGACAGCAGAUAUUCCUCUGAAAGUGCUUCGCCUAGCAGGAAGAAACCAGAAACGGUUGCCAUCAAGGACCUGCUGCUUCCUCCUGGGCGGGAGAAACGCCCGCCUUAUAUGGUCAUCAUCCUCAGGGGACCCCCAGGCUCAGGGAAAUCGCAGGUGGCCAAACUUAUUAAGGAUAAAGAGGUGGAGAACGGUGGGACAGCGCCCAGAAUACUGUGCCUCGACGAUUAUUUCAUGGUGGAAACCGAGAGGACAGUCACUGACCCAGAAACGGGUAAAAAGGUCAAACUAAAGGAAUUUGAAUACGAGUACGAAGCUGAGAUGGAGGAUGCUUAUCGAAGCAGCCUGCUGAAGUCUUUCAAGAAAACUGUGGAUGGUCGACUCUUCCCCUUCAUUAUAGUGGACGCUGUCUUAGGAAAAACGAGGCAACUUGAAGAGUUCAAUUGCCAUGCGAAGCAAAAUGCAUUCCAGGUGUAUGUUGCUCAAAUGGACUGCAUGGACCCAGCACUUUGCCACAAACAUAGCACUCAUGGCAGAUCUUUAGAAGAUAUAACAAAGGUAAUCAAGAACUGGGAUUCUACACCCAGCAGUUAUGUGCAGCUUGACAUACGUUCACUUUUGCAAGAUGAUGCUAUUACCGAUGUGGAAAUGGAAGACUCGACGGAGACUCCAGAGGAAACAAAGGACGAGGGAGAGGAGGAGGUGGAAGAUGUCCACAAGCCAAGCAAAUGGGAAAUGAUGGAAGGGACAGGCGACCGUCUAUCGCGACUCGAUGGAUUGCGGACUCAGAAGCUGAAACAUGCUUCUAUGGAAGACUAUCUACAGCUACCUGAUGAUUAUGAGCAGAGGGAAAGCCAGCCCGGAAAGAAGAGGGUGAGGUGGGCUGAUAUCGAGGAGAGCAAGCACCAAGAAAGGGUGCGAGACAUCGGCUUUGUCGUUGGCCAAACAGACUGGUCAAAAUUUACGGACCCGAGCCAGGCGGAGAAGGCUCUCACCAAGACAAAGUACAUCUGAGACGAAGUGAAUCAUGGCUAUGUACAAGGGGGCAGCUAGUGAGGCUGGGAGAGCCAUGCACCUCAAGAAAAAGCGAGAGAAGGCUCUGGAGGAGCUGGAGCACAG